GAACUCCGCCUGUAGCUCCUCUGGGGGUUACUGCCGGUCCCAAGUCCGGGUAAAGGAGGAGGGUUGGGCAUGGGGUUAGCGACCCCAUCCCGUAGAAAAUCAGCUCGCUAAAAAAACGCUAACCAGAAAAAAUCAUUCAAACCUUUCAAACUCUGCCCUGGGAGUAGAAGGAAUAAUUAUGACGUCUCAUGAUGAAAGCCGAGCUCCUUCGAAAGUCAUGAGGCCGAUGCACCUUCUAACAACCAGAGCGACAAUUUUUAUAGGUACAUGGAAUGUCCGAACAAUGUGGGAGACCGGAGGAGUUUUCCAAAUUGCUGCAGAAAUGAGAAAAUACAACCUGGAGGUUCUUGGAAUCAGCGAAACACAUUGGACGCAGGUUGGACAACAACGACUGUCUUCAGGAGAACUUCUGUUAUACUCCGGUCAUGAAGAAGAAAAUGCCUCAAAUACACAAUGAGUUGCAUUGAUGCUGUCCAAAUAAUCACAAAAUGCACCUAAAGGAUGGGAAUUUCAUGGACCAAGGACCAUCAAAGCCUCCUUCAGAUCAAAGAGAGAGGGCAUUACAAUGAACGUCAUCCAAUGCUAUGCGCCUACCAAUGACUACGAUGAAGACGCUAAAGACCAAUUCUACGAUAGGCUGCAGUCGAUCGUCGAGAAGUGCCCAACCAAGGACCUGACCAUUCCGAUGGGAGAUUUCAAUGCUAAUGAUGGAAAGGACAACACUGGAUACGAAGACGUCAUGGGACAACAUGGACUGGGAGGAAGGAACGAAAAUGUUGAGAGAUUUGCAAACCUAUGUGCCUUCAAUAAACUGGUCAUAGGUGGCACCAUAUUCCCACACAAAAACAUAUACAAAGCCACUUGGAUUUCACCGGAUCACACGACACAGAAUCAAAUCGACCAUAUCUGCAUCAACAAAAAGUUCAGGAGGACGAUGGAGGAUGUGAGAACCAGAAGAGGAGCUGAUAUAGCAUCCGAUCAUCAUUUGCUGGUCACCAAGAUGAAACUAAAACUCAAGAAGCACUGGACAAUGGCGCGGACAACAUCACAAAAGUUUAAUACGGCCUUUCUUCGAGAUGCUGACAAACUCAACAAGUUCAACAUAGCCCUCAGCAACAGGUUCCAGGCCUUUCAUGAUCUACUCAAUGGAGAGGGGACUACCAUGGAGAGCAACUGGAAAGGUAUCAAGGAGGCAAUCGUUUCAACGUGUCAAGAGGUUCUGGGCCGAAAGAAGCACCAUCACAAGGAAUGGAUCACUGUUGGUACACUGGAUAAGAUUGAAGCAAGGAGGAAGAAGAAGGCAGCAAUCAAUAUCAGCCGAACCAGAGCGGAAAAAGCCAAGGCACAAGCCGAAUACACAGAGGCAAACGAGCAAGUGAAGAGGAGCAUCAGAGCCGACAAACGUAAAUAUGUGGAAGAUUUAGCAACGACAGCGGAAAAGGCUGCAAGAGAGGGAAACAUGAGACAACUGUAUGAUACAACAAAGAAACUUGCUGGAAAUUACCGUAAGCCAGAAAGACCAGUGAAAAGCAAGGAAGGCAAAGUAAUCACCGACAUUGAAGAACAACGAAACAGGUGGGUAGAACACUUCAAGGAACUCUUGAAUCGACCAGCUCCACUGAACCCACCCAACAUCGAAGCAGCACCCACAGACCUCCCAAUCGAUAUUGGCCCACCAACAAUUGAAGAGAUCAGCAUGGCCAUUAGACAAGUCAAGAGUGGCAAAGCAGCGGGACCAGACAACAUCCCGGCAGAGGCACUGAAAGCAAAUGUAACAGCAACUGCCAAGAUACUCCACAUACUCUUCAGUAAGAUUUGGGACGAAGAACAAGUACCAACAGACUGGAAAAAAGGACUUCUGAUCAAAAUACCAAAGAAAGGUGAUCUUAGCAAGUGCGACAACUACAGGGGCAUCACUCUUCUCUCAAUACCAGGAAAAGUCUUCAACAGAGUAUUGUUAAACAGGAUGAAGGAUUCCGUAGAUGCCCAACUUCGAUAUCAACAAGCUGGAUUUCGUAAGGAUAGAUCGUGCACAGAUCAAAUCACAACUCUGCGGAUCAUUGUGGAACAAUUAAUCGAAUGCAACUCAUCACUCUACAUCAACUUCAUCGACUACGAGAAGGCAUUUGAUAGCGUGGACAGGACGACACUAUGGAACCUUCUUCGACACUACGGUGUGCCUGAGAAGAUAGUAAAUAUCAUACGGAACUUUUAUGAUGGACUAAACUGCCAAAUUGUCCACGGAGGACAACUCACCGACUCGUUUGAAGUAAAGACCGGUGUUAGGCAAGGUUGCUUACUCUCACCCUUUCUCUUUCUCCUGGUCAUUGACUGGAUCAUGAAGACGUCAAUGACUGGAGGAAAUCACGGGAUACAGUGGACAGGCAGGAUGCAGCUUGACGAUUUAGACUUCGCGGAUGAUCUGGCUCUUCUAUCACAAACGCAACAACAAAUGCAGGAGAAAACGACCAGUGUAGCAGCAGCCUCAGCAGCAGUAGGUCUCAAUAUAAACAAAGAGAAAAGCAAGACUCUCCGAUACAAUACAAUAUGCACCAAUCAAAUUACACUUGACGGAGAAGCUUUGGAGGAUGUGGAAACCUUUACAUAUCUGGGCAGCAUCAUUGAUGAACACGGUGGAUCAGAUGCAGAUAUGAGGGCACGGAUCGGCAAAGCAAGAGCAGCAUACCUACAACUGAAAAGCAUCUGGAGCUCAAAACAAUUGUCAACCAACACCAAGGUUAGAAUUUUCAAUACAAAUGUCAAGACAGUCCUACUGUAUGGGGCGGAGACGUGGAGAACUACGAAAACCAUUAUCCAGAAGAUACAAGUGUUCAUCAGCAGCUGUCUACGCAAAAUACUUCGGAUCCGAUGGCCAGACACUAUCAGCAAUAAGUUACUGUGGGAGAGAACAAACCAGAUUCCAGCAGAGGAAGAAAUCAGGAGAAAGCGCUGGAAGUGGAUUGGGCACACCUUGAGGAAAUCAGCUAAUUGCGUCACAAGACAAGCCCUCACAUGGAAUCCUGAAGGUCGAAGGAGAAGAGGAAGACCAAAGAACACAUUACGCCGAGAAUUAGAGACAGACAUGAGAAGAAUGAACAAGAACUGGAUAGAACUAGAAAAGGAAGCCCAGGACAGAGUGGGUUGGAGAAAGCUGGUCGGCGGCCUAUGCUCCAUUGGGAGUAACAGGCGUAAGUAAGUAAGUAAGUAAGUAAGGUCCAAUAUUUGACUACAAUUAAAUCGGGUAAAUGAUCGUUAUUGAAUAAUUGCUGUUGAAAUAUACAUCCUGACUAUUCUCGUAUAUUAUUAUCGACUUAAAUCGCGUUAGUGAAUAACGGAAUUAAAUAAGCCAAACACGAGAAUGAAUUUUUGAAUGAGUAUACUUUGUAAACUGAUUGAUUUGAACAAACAAUCAGAAGGAUGAAGUGAAGAGAAGUGAGUGAAGAGAAAUAAUGUGCAGUGGAGAAGGCGUGUGAGCCAACUCGAUUUAAUCAAACGUUAAUUAAUAUUUCUAGUCAGAUAAAAAUAGGUUACAGACAUGUGAUGAGUAGGAUAAGAAGUGUACACACAUGCACUCACAUACUGGGUUUAUAUACCAACCAAACAGACCACAUUGUAUCAUAAAAUAGAAAAUAAUAUUUGUACAAGAUUUGGCCAAAUGUGGCUGUGAAUAGGUGGGAACAGUAAUCAAGAAUGGUAAAUCGUAUAAUAAUAUUUCAUAGUUCAUAAUAAAGCUUAGGAUAAGAGGAACACGAAUAGGAAUAGUUUAGUUACUUAACAAUUAUACAAUAGGAAAUGUACAUAUUACAUUGGUCCAUAAAUAGUCCUCAAAAGUUACCAUUCACAAGUCUCUUCGGGAUACAACAGUUUACUCAUUUCUUUGUAUCUAUUUUUUAAAUCUUCGAAUAAAGUAAAUUGGAUUUGAUGACAACUUUUGGUUUAUGUUUAUAAAUUUCCUGUUAUGUAGCAAAGCAACCAACUCUAGCUAACAUAUAUACACAAUAUUUCAUCAGAACUUAUGAAUCCAUAAAUUAAGACAGAUUACUUACUUACCCCUGUUACCCUUCGUCGAGGAGCAUAGGCCGCUCACUAGCAUUCUCUAUCCAAUUCUGUCCUGGGAAAUCCUUCCUAGUUUCUAUUUAUCCUUUUCAUACCUGCUUCCAAUUCUCCACGCAGUGUGUUCUUUGGUCUUCCAUCCUCCCGUUUUCGUUCAGGAUUCCAAAUUACCGCUGACCUCGUGAUGCAGUUUGGUGAUUUCCGUUAUGUGUGUCCUAUCCAAUUCCAUCAUUCUUUCUUAAUUUCUUCCUCAGAUGGAAGCUGAUUUGUUCUCCCUCAACAGUAAGUUGUUGCUGAAAAUAUCCAGUCAACAGACAUUCAGUAUCUUCCGUAGACAAUUGUUUAUACAUACUUGUACUGCUUUGACGAUGGUUGUAGUAGUUUUCCAAGUUUCAGCUUCGUACAAUAGAAUUGUCUUGAAGUUCAUAUUGAAGAUUCUGAGUAUGGUAUUGAUUGGAAGACAGUUGUUUUGAGUUCCAUAUGUUCUUCAAUUGUACGAAUGCUGUCCACCUGUAACUCUUCUAACGGUACUGUUGGUCCCAAGCUCAAGUAGUGAAGCAGGGUUGGGCGUGGGGUCGGCAACCCUAUGCUUUAGAAAACAUCCUUGCUAAAAAAAACUCUGAGACAGAUUAAUUGUACGUAUUUCUUCUUUAUUUUAUACAUUGAAUCUGAUAAACGUCUAAAACUUUAAAAUUUGCUUAAAUUCUAGUACGUUUGGUACAGUUAAUAAUAAAAUGGAAUUCAGUAUCCAUACAGUUUAAAUGAUCUAAUUUAUCUAAAAACUAUGUUCUGUGAGUUCAAACUUAUGACACUAGUAAAUUUAUGGUUUGAAAAUAAUCUUUCUAUCCAAAUCGAAAUGGGGUUCAUAUGAUUUCAUGUGACUGAUUUCAUGUGUUUAUUCAAUUCACUUUCUUUUAUUAGAAUUUUCCAAAUAUUAUAUAAUCCACCUGCAAUCGAUAUUACAUUUCUCAACCAGUUAAUAGCUUCGCAUUUAAAGGAUAGUGUAUUAGAUUACAUGAAAAGCAACUAAAUAUCACUAUAAAUGAUUUCUUAGUUACGAUAUUAUGGCAUAUUGUGACACAGAAUGACGAUAUUUGUCUAUGUUAUUCAUCCUACUCAUAUAUUAGUUUAUAUAUAAAGUAUUGAUUCAUUUUUUAUACAAAAAAAAGAAGAAAAAAAGUUGAAUUCAUGAAUCAAUCUAAAUCUAGACUACCAUGGAAAACCUGGA
This is a messenger RNA of Schistosoma rodhaini, 5281 nucleotides long. NCBI's taxonomy places the organism in Eukaryota, Metazoa, Platyhelminthes, Trematoda, Strigeidida, Schistosomatidae. The record is from the annotation of a GenBank genome assembly.